GCGGCCAUCCCGGGGAUCCCGAAUCCCCUACGUGUACCGGGGAGGAGGGGGGGGGGGGGUUCAUCCCUGCGCCCCGCGCUUGGGGAGAUGCGCUGUUCUGCUCCCGGCAUCCCCGCGGGCCCAAAAUCCUCUUGGAUUUUUUUUUUUUCAUAUUUGAAAAAUGGACAUUUUAAUUUAUUUAUUUAUUUGUUUAUUUUGGAGCCCGAGCUUUUUAUCAGAGCUUUCAUGGGGGCCGGGCCCCUCGGUGGCUGUGGCUGCGCCUCAGCUGACAACGCCACCGGGAGCCGGCAGCUGGAGAUAAGCCCAGGAGAAGGGCUGGGAGAUGGAGUUCUGGCGGGAAUGGCUUUAAACUGACAGAGAGCAGGUUUACAUUGGAUAUUAGGAGGAAAUUCUUCCCUGUGAGGGUGAGGAGGCCCUGGCACAGGAUGCUCAGAGAUGCUGUGGCUGCCCCUGGAUCCCUGGAAGUGUCCAAGGCCAGGCUGGAUGGGACUUGGAGCAACCUGGGAUAGUGGAAGGUGUCCCUGCCCAUGGCAGGGAUGGAAUGAGAGAAGCUUUAAGUCCCUUACCACCCAAACCAAUCUGGGAUUCUCUGGUUAUGAAUGUCACCGCUCAGUUGCUGGGAGGGGUGUGGCUGUGUCAUCCCUCAUCACCGCCUCUCUGCCCUUCUCCAGGGCUCUGUGCCAUCAUCCACUACCUUGUCCGGGGCCAGCUGGGCUGGUUCGGGCUCACCAUGGCCUGCCUGGUGCCCGGCUACGCCGCUCAGCUCCUCAGCAUCCUCUGGUUCCGGGCAGACGGACACGCACCCGGCUGCUGCCUCCUGGCGCUCCACCUCCUGCAGCUGGGCCUCUGGAAGCGGUACUGGGAUGUUCUGCGGGCGGCGGCCAAGGCGGGCGGCGGUGCCGGGGAGCUGCUGGCUCAGCUCGGGGAUGUUUGUGUGCUGCGGCUCCUGGAGGCCCUGCUGCAGACCCUGCCUCACCUCCUGCUCCAAGCCUAUGUGGUGGUGGCCGUGGACCCAGCAGGAUUCAUCCCUGGUGUCAGUGCAGGGCUGUCCCUGCUGUCCCUGGCCUGGGCUUUGGUCUCCUACAGCCACUUCACCUUCCUGAUGAAGCCUGGACACCUGAGCCCACCAGCUGCUGUCAUCCUGUGCCUGCUGCUCUGGAGGACAGGGAUGCUGGGCACCCGGGUGCUGGCCCUGGUGCUCUUUGCCAGGCUCUAUUCCUUCUGGGUUUUUGCUGUGGCAGGGGUGCACUGGCUGCUCAUGUCCUUCUGGCUGGGGGCCCAGCAGACAGAUAUUGUGACCCAGCCGUGCCGCUGGAGGCUCUUCAACUGCCUGCUGGGAGCUGUCUACAUCUUCUGCUACAUCAACGUCCGCCCCGGCCCCUCCAGGACCAGGGUGGCCGUGUUUUAUGCAAUAAUGCUGAUGGAGAACACGCUCCUGCUGCUGUUGGGCACCCGGUUCCUGCAGGUAGAGCUGAGGAACAGCCUGACUGUGACUGGGGCUGUCAUGUCAGGGUCUUUAAUAGGUGUCACAGCUCUGGUGAUUUACUACAGCCUGCUCCACCCCAAGUCCACAGAGAUCUGGCAGGGAUUCCUGGAGACAAUGUGCAGUCCUGCAGCAGCUGGGGAUGAGGAGGGGUCUGGAGAAAGCUCCCAAGCUGAGCAGAGUUCAGGGACUUUGGCAGAUGAGGAGUCCUUGCCAGUGGAAGGGACCAAGACAGAGCCCCAAAAGGAGACCAGCUCAUCACUGUUGCAGUCCAAGGGGGGUUUGGAGGACAGCUGGACAGACCAUCACCACUGGCUGCUGGUGAAGCUGGCCUUGAAGACAGGAGAUGUGUCCGUGAUCAACGCAGCUUUCGGAGAUGGCGGCGUGGGAGAGGCUUUUCCUGGAGGAUGGAUGAUGGGGAAAGCCCCUGGAGCUGAGCCUGGGGCAAACCUUUCCCUCCCCAUGAGGGACAUCCCUCCCUCUGGACUGGCAGUGGGGAAUGGAGGAGGCAUCAAAGCCAGUGCUGGUGCUCUGGGAGUGGCACAGGAGGAUGGAGCAGGGCAGGAGCCUGAUUUUCCCCCAUCCACAUCCCACCCCAUUGGCUUCUCCCCGGAUUCCACCGAGAGCUCCUCUGUGUAUUUCAGUGCAAGUGCAGGAGGCAUCAUCUCCCCUGGGACAGGGACAGCCACAAGCAUGGCUCUGGUGCAAAGGGACAGCAAAGCUCAGCCUCCCCCAGGCUGCCUGGGAGAAGGAGGAGGAGGAAGAGGAGGGGAUUCAUCCCUUGGGAUGCCCAGCAUCAGCCCAAUCCUGGGCGCUUGUGCCCACAAGUGUCUGCAGAGAAGCUCUUCCUUCGGCAACACGGGCAGCUGUGGGGUGGCAGGUCUCCCCAAAGAGGGCUCAGAGGGGACAGAGGGUGCCCUUGUGGGGUGCCAGCACCUUUGGGACACCCACCCUUGUGGCCCGCAGGGGACUGUGGUGAGGAGCAAGCUGAGGUCACCAUGCUUCACCUCCACCCCCAAGGCCGGCCCUAAAUGCUCCCAGCAAGGACUGGGGGAGCUGGGAGAGGGGACCGACCAGUCUGGGUGACCAGAGUGACCCUGUAAAUGUCUCCUUCGGCCAGCCUUGGGGUGGCUGUCUUAUCAACAGGGCAUGGCAGGAGGUGGUGGGACAAAGGCUGUCCCCACAGUGCCCCUGCCAUGGGGCAGAGUGCUCUUCCAUCACUGGGACAUCACCUUUCCUCUCAGUACAUCUUCUAGAGGCAGUCUUGAAGAACUUCAAAAGCCUUAAAAAGCCCUGACAGUCCAGGGCUGGUUAUUUAUUGAGCUAAUUUAUGUCACAGACCUACCAGGAGGCUGGAGCCUCCUGUCUUUGGUGUAGUUGUGACAAUGACUUGAGGUGUGUCCUUAAACCAGUGCCUGCACAAGCUGCUGGCCUGACCCAGUGUGGAGAUCUGGUUGCUGUCUCCAAGGGCUGCAGUGCUGGCCAAAGCAGUUUUCUCAGGACAAAUAAGUGCCUAAAUCAGAAAAAUUAUUCUGGGUUUUACUCUUGGAUGUCCUUUCUGGGCAGAGUAAGGUCUCAAGUAAGGCUCAGCAUUGCUUGAUUGUUUUUCCCCACCAGGUUUAUCUUGAGGCCUUUGCCAACUCCAUUUUUGGGGUCACACAGGAUUGCAGAUUCUCUUCCUGCUGCAGACCAGAACCUCAGAACCUGGAAUUACAACCAAAGCCAUGUCCUGCUGCUUGCCCACUGUCUUGCCUCCUCAAGUGUUUUUUUCUCUCCAGCCUCCUUCCAGCUGAAGAUCACAGGACCCCAGAAUUAUUUGUGUUGGAAGGGACCUUAAAGCUCAUCCAGUUGCAACUCCCUGCCACGUGCAGGGACACCUUUCACUAGACCAGGUUACCAGGUUAUAAUCCACAUUUGACUGGAUGCUUUCAUCUAAAUUUAGGCCAAAUCUCAAACCAGUUCUACCCCCACCAUAAAACCCACAGUGCAAGCAGGGUUUAUUUGUAUCAGGAGCUAAAACCAUCAAUACCAUGGUCUCAGAAAUAGCCAGUGCUUCCCCCCAGGCUGGCUGGGCAUGGAUUUGUGCCCAGGGCACAGGUUUUUGCCCAGGACAUGGCUUAACAUGUUAAUUGAGGUGUGAUCAGCUGGAUUCACCACCAGGCUCCUGAGAGCCAGCUGGAGCACAUCUGUCUGUGCUCUCCAGAUGUUGUCCUGCUGUGGGCAGGACUCUGCUGCUGCCACAGGGCAGGAAAGGCAGCAGGGAGGGCACAGGCAUGUGAUGAAUAAUUUAAAAAAAGCUUCCAUGAUGCAUUCACUGCUCAGGGCUGACCCAGCCAGAUGUUCCCUUGGGGCACAGAAAACCCAGUUGGUGCUGAGUAUGGAGUGAAGCCACAUUCCAAGGGGAUGAAGGCUCCCUGUCUCCAUCUGGACCCCAGCCCCCUGUGCUGUGCCUGUGCUCUGCAGGCAAGAGCAGUUCCAGUGGCUUUUCCAGAGCCCUUCUCAUUGUGUGGAUCACAGAGAAGGCAGCAGUGCUGCCAGGCCAUUGCAGGAAUUUUUAUCUAGCUUGGUUUUCUACUUUUGAUAAUAUAUAAUUAUGCUUGAAAACACCCCAAACCAGCCUUUGCUGUGUCUGUGUCUUGUGUUGGGGGUGAAAAUAAGUGUGGAGGAGUCUCUCUUGGCUCUUGCAGCCCCAGGAUGAGUUGUUUGUUGGGAUUUCCAGUGGGAGGGUGGAGAAGGGACAUGGGCAACAGGAUCUGGGGGAAUGAAAUGUGUCAGGGAAGGUUAAGGCUGGGUGUUAGAAAAAGAUUCAGCCAGCAUGAAACUGUCCUACAGGCCAGUCAGAAAGGUAACAGACAAUUUUGAGAAAGUAAAGAAUACUUUUGUGCAUGAGAGUCAGGAAUAAAUGCAAUUAAAUGUGAUUUGAUUUCUCAGAGCACAUCCACAGUGCAGGGGUGCACCAUGAACUGAUACCUCUGACCUCAGAUGAGGAAAUCCUGGAUAGAUCAAGGAGUGGCAAAAGAGAAGGGGGAAUCUGGGGACAGAGGGUGCAUGAGGACUGGGUAGGGAUGAGGGUGUUUGUAUGAGGGAUCUGUUCCCACAGCUUUGCUCCCUGAUGAUGAGAGUUGGUCAUUGAUGAGCCAUGCUCCACUUUCUCCUUGGGAGCAAUGUGAAAUCAGGUGGGAUAAUGUGGAUUGUCUGUCCUUAAAGGCUUCCAGCCUGUGUGAGAGCCCUGUUGCACCCAGGGUCCAAGUCCUGUGUGCUGGUACAGUCCCAGCACUGAGCCACAGGUCUCUCUGCCUGUAGAAAUAACCUGUAUUCAAUCAGAGAAUCCCAGAAUGGGUUGGGUUGGAAGGGACCUUAAAGAUCAUCUCAUUCUAAUCCCCUGCCAUGGGCAGGGACACCUUCCACCAUUCCAAGUUGCUCCAAGCCCCAUCCAGCCUGGCCUGGAACAUCUCCAGAGAUGGGGCAGCCACAGCUUCUCUGGGCACCCUGUGCCAGGGCCUCCCCACCCUCACAGGGAAGGAUCUCUUCCCUAUAUCCCAUCUAAGCCUAUUCUUUAGUGAAUUCUAAAGCCCUGUUUGAAGUAGGAGGACUCCAGCAGCAAAUCACAGCUUCAGAUUCCCCACCCUUUCCAUUUUCUGUGGCCCAAAGAUCUGGUGCACCUCCAGAUUUUUCCCAAUGCUGCCAGACUGGGAAAAUCACACUGGGGAGGAGUUUCUCCCCAAAACUUCUUGUCCCUUUGCCACCAGAGGGAGAUGCUGCUCAAGCUCUAGAUACCCUCCAGUGCCUGUGUUAUGGAAUCAUUCAGGUUGGAAAAGCUCCGAGCUCAUCCAGUCCAACCAUUCCCCAGUGCUGCCAAGGCCACCACUAACCCAUGUCCCCAUGUGCGACAUCCACAUGACUUUUGAGUCCCUCCAGGGAUGAUGACUGGAGAGGUGAGGGAGGUACAGGACUGAUGCUGCUGUGGCAUUGCACUGGGAGCCAGUGGGAAUGAAGUGGGGAGCUCUGGGAUACUGGUGGUGGAGUGCACAGUGAGCUCCUGGAGGAAUGAGACCAUGGCUGUGGGCAUCUCCUUUUCCUUCCCAGGCAUCACUGGGCCAUGGGGAAUGUUUGAAAAUCACUGUCAAGGUCUUGCCCUCUUCAGGAGAAGAGUCACUGACCUGUAAAUAUCCCAUGGUGCCUUCAUGUCCAAAGGUAUGUGUGGGAGGGAAAAUGUCCCAGAUCACACUGGAUGCACAAGGGGACCUGGGGGUUUGGUGGAAGUGGCUCCAGCUGUCACCACCAUGGUGCUGAGUCCUGAUUUUGGUGCUGUAUCCUUGGAGCUGUGCCCAGGUGGGUGACCUGGUCACUCCACACUCUGGUUUGUCCUCAGAUCAACCCUUGGGGUGCACAAAUCCCACAAAUUCCCUGUCACUACUCUGUGUGGAGCAACAUGGAGACCUGGGCCAGUCCAAACCCAGGAUGGAAAAGCUGGCAGAGGGCAAUGGACCAACUGCUCCUGGCAACCUGCUGAUGUUUAUCUUCCAAAUAUCCCAAAUGCUUGAGGAGACCUGGGCAGAUCCUCUGCUCCAGCAUCUCCCAUGAAGCUGUUUUUGGAUGAGGAAUGAUCCUGAGCUAGGCCAGGAUCUGCUCAGCUUUUGGAGGUGCUCAUCACCUAAGUUUGGGCUUCAGCCACCCACUGAAGGGCUGGAGCAAGAGGAUAUCUCCAUCCCACUGCACUUGGACAGAUUGUCCAGUGCUUUUGCCUGCUCUGGAAUAGAAAAUUUCUGCUAAUUUGCCUCCUGUGAACCUUUUCUUUUCCAUUUUGUUUCUUCUUUAGAGAGGUGGAGGGUCAUGUCCCAGCCCAGGAGAGCUCAAUGCCACAGGUGAGAGGAGCUCUCAAGGGCAAACAUGGGAGCAGGAACCAAGCAUGAAUUUUGACAAUGCAGGGAGUGACCCAAGGGCUCCCCAGGAGAACUGGCUGUGCCACUCUGGUGAUGUGGAAAAAGGAGCAAUCAGGCAGGAACAGAGGCUACGUCCCUAAGAAAUUAAACAAUACCCAGGCAAGUGCCUGGGCUUGGGAACGUGGCUGUCCUGACUGCUGGCACUGUCCCCUUGGCUUGUCACUCUGGUCCCUCUUUCAAGGUGAAAUAAAAUAAAGCAGGAUGGAGUUGUACCAACAGUGUGGGGCAGCAGCCUUGCCCCAGCCCUGCUGGGAUCUCACCUUCCAGCAGCCCAAUCUCUAAGCAUUGUCCAUGGGUGCCUGGUUUUGUGAAAAACAUUCCCUCCAGCUCCAAAAUGAUGUAACACCACCCCACUCCCCAUCCCCUCAUCAAAAAAGAUUUCCCCAGAAAAACCAUCUUUUCACUUGAAACAACAUUGAACCACAAUACUUGGACCUUACAGAAAAUAGAAUUAUUUGCCCUGGGGCUGUUGUUAUUUGUCUGGUUUUUUUUUUCCCAAGCUGAAACUUUGGUUAUUUUUUUCCCCCUUUAAUUACAUUUGGUUUGCUGCAAAUCCCUUUCUGGUGCCUUCAGUGUUCCUGUAAAAGGCAGGGCCCAGGCUGCAGCUCUGUGCCCAUGGCUCCAAGGCUAAACAAUACCACAGAGGGGGGGAGCAGAGGGUAAGCCCAGCUAAUCAGGACUUGCCUAAUAGGACUGAGUGCUUAAUGAGAACCCAGGGACUCUGCUUCCCCAGCUGGAUUUGGCUGGAGGAAAAUGCUUUGUGCUCUCAACACCAGGUUUGAGACGGCUCAGCUCUCUCAGAUGUGCUGGAGCA
This is a messenger RNA of Melospiza georgiana, 7240 nucleotides long. It is a transcript of the gene XKR5, whose product is annotated as XK related 5. Gene Ontology annotation, biological process: phosphatidylserine exposure on apoptotic cell surface; apoptotic process involved in development; engulfment of apoptotic cell. The transcript has 6 exons. The coding region runs from base 542 to 2569 and encodes 675 amino acids. NCBI's taxonomy places the organism in Eukaryota, Metazoa, Chordata, Aves, Passeriformes, Passerellidae. Gene Ontology annotation, cellular component: plasma membrane. The record is from RefSeq and is a predicted model, not a curated record.